Molecule: messenger RNA, 648 nt
Organism: Aspergillus calidoustus
Lineage: Eukaryota; Fungi; Ascomycota; Eurotiomycetes; Eurotiales; Aspergillaceae
Source: the annotation of a GenBank genome assembly
AUGUCAGACUGGAGAAUGCAGACGAACAUCAUCCGAGAAAAUACAGAAGAUAAAAACGUGAUGACCCAAUUCCUCCAGGGGAGGGGGCAUAUCCUCGGGUCUGUCCUAGCAGCGUCCGGAGCCCGCGAGGUGAAUUCGACCGACGAUCCCUCAAAGCUGUCUAUCAGGGAUUGGGCUCUGGUCGAGCCCAACAUCAACCGUUCGGCGGGUAAGAACAUGGUGAAAAAGUCCGCCCAAACACCUCUUGAAAGGUUGAUAGCCUUCACAACAACCCCGGCCGAGCCUGCGGAGAUGCUCUUUAAGUUGGCUCGCGCGUCCGGACUGUCAUGCGCACCGUACAGUGGGCUAGAUACCUGCAAGAUCGCUAGCAGAGUGUCCAAUGGGCAGACCGUCUACCUUGAAACGUGGGAACACACUUUCACUCAUGGCAGGGGAAGUGGAAAGUUCGUCUGCAGGCCCGGGGAUUCUGGGUCCCUAGUCUUUAACAAGGACAAGAAAGUGGUCGGGCUUUUCUUCGGGGGGUCAGAUACCCAAGACGUUGGCUAUUUUACUAGCACCCGCGACCUCUUUGAUGAUAUCAAACGCAGCAUCGGCGUCACCAAGAUCCGGCUCCUCGGAGACCAGGGGGAAGGCGAGUACACCCCUUAG